AUGGGGGCGCCAUCAUGUCUUGCGUUCCUCCUGUUGUGUGGCACGUUGCUAGCAUUGCCGCAGUCGUCGCACGGCACAACCAGAUACUACACCUUCAAUGUGACGAUGCAGAAUGUGACACGGCUGUGCACCACCCGCGCCAUCCCGACGCUGCGGACGGGGUGGUCGGACGGGCCGGCGUACGUGACGCAGUGCCCCAUCCAGACGGGGCAGAGCUUCGUGUACAACUUCACCAUCACGGGGCAGCGGGGCACCCUGUUCUGGCACGCGCACGUCUCCUGGAUGCGCGCCACGCUCUACGGGCCCAUCGUCAUCCUCCCCAAGCGCGGUGUGCCCUACCCGUUCCCGGUUAAACCCUACAAGGAGAUCCCCAUCAUCUUCGGAGAGUGGUUCAACGCGGAUCCCGAGGCAAUUAUCGCCCAGGCGCUUCAGACUGGAGCAGGCCCAAAUGUGUCGGACGCCUUCACCAUCAACGGGCUUCCGGGCCCCUUGUACAACUGCUCCAGCAAAGCAGGAAAAGAGCUGGAUAGCUGUGCUGUCGUUGAUCUUUCUGAGAGCGGAGUGCUGCACUAUGGCAGUGAUGCAUAUGAACAGCAAAAUUUUCAGGUAGCAGAUGCAUUCAUGGAAAAGAAACAACUCUAG
Messenger RNA from Miscanthus lutarioriparius, 642 nucleotides. The record is from the annotation of a GenBank genome assembly. NCBI's taxonomy places the organism in Eukaryota, Viridiplantae, Streptophyta, Magnoliopsida, Poales, Poaceae.